Messenger RNA from Cydia pomonella (codling moth), 2153 nucleotides. It is a transcript of the gene pont, whose product is annotated as ruvB-like helicase 1. NCBI's taxonomy places the organism in Eukaryota, Metazoa, Arthropoda, Insecta, Lepidoptera, Tortricidae. The transcript has 10 exons. Gene Ontology annotation, biological process: regulation of transcription by RNA polymerase II; chromatin remodeling; box C/D snoRNP assembly. Gene Ontology annotation, cellular component: Swr1 complex; Ino80 complex; R2TP complex. Gene Ontology annotation, molecular function: ATP binding; ATP hydrolysis activity; DNA helicase activity. The coding region runs from base 118 to 1488 and encodes 456 amino acids. The record is from RefSeq and is a predicted model, not a curated record.
UUCAAUUCAUCUCAAUCUCAUUCAUCUUGAGUGUGCUUUGAGUGGUUCGUAUGCUGUUUCGCGUUUUGUCGAAUUUGUUAUUGUUUAGUGCAGUGUAAUUACAAAUAAAACUUUAAAAUGAAGAUUGAAGAGGUCAAGAGCACUGCUAAGACACAAAGAAUAUCAGCACACACCCAUGUUAAAGGACUGGGUUUAGAUGAAAAUGGGGUUCCAAUUCAAAUGGCAGCCGGUCUCGUGGGGCAAGAAAACGCGAGAGAGGCUGCGGGUGUGGUCGUGGACAUGAUCAGGAGCAAGAAAAUGGCUGGACGCGCGCUACUGCUGGCCGGGCCACCAGGAACAGGCAAAACUGCCAUCGCCUUAGCCAUAGCACAGGAACUCGGCAACAAAGUGCCAUUCUGCCCCAUGGUCGGAAGCGAAGUGUACAGCACAGAGAUCAAGAAAACUGAGGUGUUAAUGGAGAACUUCCGACGUGCCAUUGGUCUGCGCAUCCGUGAAACGAAGGAGGUGUAUGAGGGGGAGGUGACGGAGUUUACUCCAGUGGAGACUGAGAACCCAGCGGGUGGAUAUGGAAAAACAGUAUCUCAUGUGAUCAUCGGGCUGAAGACGGCCAAAGGCACAAAGCAGCUGAAACUUGACCCCACCAUCUAUGAAUCACUCCAGAAGGAAAAGGUGGAAGUCGGAGAUGUUAUCUACAUUGAAGCCAAUUCUGGAGCCGUGAAGAGGCAGGGGAGAAGUGACACAUUCGCCACCGAGUUUGAUCUUGAGGCGGAGGAGUAUGUGCCGCUGCCCAAAGGCGACGUCCACAAGAAGAAGGAAGUGGUCCAGGACGUGACGCUGCACGACCUGGACUGCGCCAACGCGCGCCCGCAGGGCGGCCACGACAUCAUGUCCAUGAUGGGGCAGCUCAUGAAGCCCAAGAAGACGGAGAUCACCGAUAAACUAAGAAAGGAGAUCAACAAAGUAGUAAAUAAAUACAUCGACCAGGGAAUUGCUGAAUUGGUGCCUGGAGUUCUAUUCAUCGAUGAGGUGCACAUGCUGGACAUCGAGACGUUCACGUACCUGCACCGCGCGCUGGAGUCCGCCAUCGCGCCCAUCGUCAUCUUCGCCACCAACAGGGGGCGCUGUCUCAUAAGAGGCACUGAAGACAUCGUGUCCCCGCACGGCAUUCCCCUGGACCUGCUGGACAGGUUACUGAUCAUCCGCACGCUGCCUUACAAUAAGUCUGAGCUGCUGCAGAUCCUGAAGCUGCGCGCCACGACGGAGGGCAUCGCCGUCGAGGACGACGCGCUGGCCGCGCUGGCCGACGUCGGCGCCGGCACCACGCUCAGGUACGCGGCGCAGCUGCUGACGCCGGCCAGCCUGGCGGCGCGCGCGGACGGCGCCGCCCGCGUGGCGCCGGCGCACGUGGCCGCCGUGGCCGCGCUGUUCCUCGACGCCAAGUCCUCCGCGCGCAUCCUCACGCUGCACCCCGACAAGUACAUGCAGUAGGAACACCACUCCACGUGAUGCAGCCGGCGACGGACUAUAGUAGCCCAUAUCCACACUCAAUGCGGCGACGUGGCGUCGAAACGAAACACUUGCCCCGAGGCCCCCGCCCCACCCGGCGUACGAGAUUGAACCCGUAUUACGUGAAAAAAACCUCGGCACCCGAUGGAUUAAAUUCGAAACCAAACGGUUUUAUAUUAUGAGGAAGUGUUUUGCGAACGAAACCUAACUUGACCUCGAGGAAUUCAAACCUAUAUUUUCACCAAUUGCGCGUGCAUUUCGUUCGUACUUAUCCGGACAUGUAUUGGUGAGAGCGAGACGCACGGGCCACAAUAUAAGUUUAAAUUGGCCUCCUGGGUCAACAAGAUUCCAAUUGUUAACGCUCGGUAGCGAACGAAACGCAACUGUCUCUGUCGCACUAAUAUGGAAGACUGAUCGAAAGAGAACUACGCUACAAAGCGUGAACGAUUGGCAUCUUGUCUACGCACCCUGGCCCUGUAAAUACUAUUUUGUUCUUAUUUUAUAUUUUUCAUCAUCAUCACUUAGCAUUCUCUAAUCUUUUGACAUUCUAGUUAUGUGACUUCGGUAACAUUAUUGUGUACGAUUAUAUUUUUUGUUCAAAAGUGAAAGCAGUUAUUUAGUUAUAUGAAUGAAGUGCUUUCAAUUUA